AGCCUUUGGCGCAUGCGCACAGGCAGCAGCUUAGGUAGGAGCAGUCUCGCGCAACUUAGAGAGGCAACCGUCGGGGUUAUAGCAACGGAAAGCCCAUCAACAGAAACAACAGGACCGGGGCUGACAGGGACUGCGUUUUUUCUCGGCAUUUCUCUAAGGUGGGGAAGCACAACCCGGCUCUCAGCAGUACGCGCCGACACACACCCAGCACAGCAGGAGGAUGGCGGUGAAUGUCUACUCCACCUCUAUGACUGUAGAGAACCUGAGUCGGCAUGACAUGCUGGCGUGGGUCAACGACUCUCUGCAGCUCACCUACACAAAGAUAGAACAGCUCUGCACAGGCUAUGCUUACUGCCAGUUCAUGGACAUUCUGUUUCCUGGGUGCAUAUUGCUGAAGAAAGUCAAGUUCAAUGCCAAGCUGGAGCACGAAUACAUCCAUAAUUUCAAGGUGCUACAGGCUGGAUUCAAGAGAAUGAAUGUGGACAAGAUCAUCCCCGUGGAGAGGCUGGUGAAAGGCAAGUUCCAGGACAACUUCGAGUUCCUCCAGUGGUUCAAGAAGUUCUUCGACGCCAACUACGACGGGAAAGACUACGACCCCCUGCAGAUGAGGCAGGGCCAGGAGGGAACGCCCCCUCCGCCUCACCCAGGCCCCAUGAGAACGUCUCCCACGGCGCCGAAGAGCGUCCCCCCUCCACAGAGGCAGAUCAACAUUCCCCCCGCGCGGAGGACCGCCCCCAUGACCCGGAACGGAGGAGAUGCCGAGCUCAUCGAGCUCAACCAGCAGAUCAUGGAUAUGAAACUGACCAUAGACGGAUUGGAGAAGGAGAGGGACUUCUACUUCGGAAAGCUCAGAGACAUCGAGCUGAUCUGCCAGGAGAACGACGGCGAAAACAACCCGGUUCUCAGCAAAAUCAUAGACAUACUCUACGCCACAGAGGAGGGCUUCGCGCCGCCAGAAGACGAGGAGAUCGAUGACGGGACACGAGGAGACCAGGACGAGUUUUGA
Molecule: messenger RNA, 1006 nt
Organism: Menidia menidia (Atlantic silverside)
Lineage: Eukaryota; Metazoa; Chordata; Actinopteri; Atheriniformes; Atherinopsidae
Source: the annotation of a GenBank genome assembly